AUGACCGGGCUAAGAGACAGAUUGGAUCAGCUGGGCCUCUCCGCGUAUUUCGAGGAGUUGGUGGCUGAGGGGUUCGAUACAUGGGAGACGAUCCUUGAUAUCACGGAGUCAGACCUCAAUGCGCUUGGCUUCAAGCUUGGCCACAGGAGGAAACUCCAGAGAGCCAUUGCAGAAACGAGGCCGCACUAUCCUGACCGAGUUUUACCGCUGAAAUAUGGUGGUGGUGGAGAUGGCGGUUAUCGGAGCGAUGACUCCAGUGAGAUGAGGUCGGUGAAGAGAGGAGAGGCAUCGAGUAAUGCUGCUGCGACGAGCACGAAGCGCAAGUAUCGACGGCACCCCAAGGCGGACGAGCAUGCGCCUGAGAGGCCCCCUUCCGCCUAUGUCAUAUUCUCGAAUCAGAUGCGCGAAGAACUGAAGGGACAGGAGUUGACCUUUACCGAGAUUGCCAAGGUGGUUGGUGAGCGGUGGCAAGUUCUUUCGCCAGAUGCCAGGGAGGGUUACGAGCGGGAAGCGAACACGGCCAAAGAAAAGUAUUAUGCCGAACUGGCAGAGUACAAGAAAACGCCACAAUAUGCCGAGUAUCAGGAGUAUCUGAAAGAGUUCAAAGCCAAGCAUGCAACGACACAGAGCGAGGGCAAACGAUCCAAGCUCGAGACUGAAACAAGCAACGGGUCCACGUCUAAUAACCAGACGGCAGAUUCGAUGCAUCGUACACGAACUACCACGAACAAUCACACUGAUGCAGUUGCUACCAAUCACCGCCGCUCAGGAUCAAGUCCACCUCACACAUACAAUCGGCAAGCUCCACCACCACACAUCAGCAAUACUACUUCUCCAGGAUCCUAUUUUCCGCCUAUACACCAGGUCCCUGAAUACUCGCCGAUAUCAUCAACGCCAUCUCACAUGAAAGAUACACAAAGAGGAACUCCAGCGUCGCAAUCCUUUCCCAGUACAUCCUCGGGAACACCCCCGUCGACCGGACUGUCCCACCGUGAACUCCCUCGGAGAUCGUUUCGGGACUCUCCAAGCCUCCCACCGCUAACACAUGAAGAAACCACGCUUUCAUCAGAUGGUGGUAGCAUAGUGAGUAUGCCAUCACACGUCGAAAAUGCAACGAACUCUGCCACCUGUGUCAACACUAGCGCCUACCGCCGGGCCGUUCCCGUCGAUUCUGACGCAGCCAGCAAAUUUGCGACCCGGAGCUUCAUCGAUCGAAGCCUUGUUACGAGCAGAUGAGCUCACACGCGCAGGAGAGCAUGCGCGACAGGCGAGCAAUGUGCGAUGAGUGUCUGAAUUACUGACGGCGUUUCACGCAAUCACUUAACCACGUAAUCAUUUUGAGCUUUCCAUACGUAUAGAAGCCUGCGCAGGCAGCAAACGGUCUGCAUUUUGAUGAAACCGGAUGACAUUCUCGGUCAUCUCCGAGGGCAUCGUACCGGAAAUGCGACCAUGGACCGUUGUGUGGGCUCAUAACGACGUCAUUGUCUACAAAAGGCGAAGAAUGAAGCACACCUUGUCUAUUAUAGCGGCCAGGUCCAUACAUAUAGCAGUUAAGAAGAAGAGGAUUCGCAUUGGAUCACGCGCAGCACGAUCAGCUGCCCAGAGGCACAGAUGAAAGAGGGGUGGGCAGCCCACUGGAGAACAUGAAUCGCGGUUUGCAUGAACAUGUGGCGAGAUACAGCAUAGGAAA
Pseudovirgaria hyperparasitica is the source of this 1690-nucleotide messenger RNA. RefSeq lists its product as uncharacterized. The transcript is spliced from 7 exons. Gene Ontology annotation, cellular component: nucleus. Gene Ontology annotation, molecular function: protein binding. Lineage: Eukaryota; Fungi; Ascomycota; Dothideomycetes; Acrospermales; Acrospermaceae. The record is from RefSeq and is a predicted model, not a curated record. Gene Ontology annotation, biological process: regulation of gene expression. The coding region runs from base 1 to 1236 and encodes 411 amino acids.